Messenger RNA from Labrus mixtus (cuckoo wrasse), 3191 nucleotides. Its product is annotated as deubiquitinase DESI2. Gene Ontology annotation, biological process: protein deubiquitination. Lineage: Eukaryota; Metazoa; Chordata; Actinopteri; Labriformes; Labridae. The transcript has 5 exons. The record is from RefSeq and is a predicted model, not a curated record. Gene Ontology annotation, molecular function: deubiquitinase activity. Bases 55 to 678 code for a protein of 207 amino acids.
GGGGGGGGAGGUGUGCGUGGAGGAAAAAGACCCGCAGAGAAGAAGAAAAUCCUGAUGCCAGUGAUGGCAAACGAGCCGAUCAUCCUGAACGUUUAUGAUAUGUACUGGAUCAAUGAGUUCACCAGCACUCUGGGCAUCGGUGUCUUUCACUCAGGGAUUGAGAUCUAUGGGAGAGAGUUCGCCUAUGGCGGACACCCAUACCCAUUCUCAGGGGUCUUUGAGAUCACACCAGGGGAAGCAACUGAACUGGGCGAGACAUUCAAGUUCAAAGAAGCCAUAGUGUUGGGCAGCACAGACUUCACAGAGGAAGAUGUGGAGCGGAUAGUCGAGGAGAUGGGGAAGGAGUAUAAAGGCAACGCCUACCACCUCAUGCACAAGAACUGCAACCACUUCUCCUCAGCACUGUCAGAGAUCUUGUGCGGGAGGGAGAUCCCUCGCUGGGUAAACCGCUUGGCCUACUUCAGCUCCUGCGUGCCGUUCCUGCAGAGCUGCCUGCCCAAAGAGUGGCUGACCCCCGCCGCCUUACAGUCAAGCGUCAGCCAGGAGCUUCACGGAGCGGGAGAGCUAGAGGAGGCGGAGGACGCCGCUGCCACCGCCUCCCUGGCGUCCAUGUCGCCCUCGUCCUCCUCCAGCCCCACCUCCUUCCCCAGGCAUUCCAGACACCAGCCCCGUCGGUAGAAGCUGCAAGGUCUGCUGGGAAAACUUUGGGGCUGGAAUUGCGAUCACAAAAACUGCCAGGUAACAGAAUACCUGCAACAAUGAAGCAUCCUGCUACAGGAAAAGUCCUGACACAGUGAUCGUGAGCAGGGCACUGAACCGCAGCCUGCUCUUGGUAAGAAAGUCAGCGAGAUCUCUGCAGUGAUCCAGAGACAAGGACGAGUUUUUCCUCGUGCUGUUGACAGAAACAGGAUCGUCACUCAGUAACCAAUGCUGGAUUCUCAGAGCACACUCAAAUCCAAACUAGUUCCCCUCAAGUCACUUCCAUUAUUUUACCGGGUUACUCACAGUGCUGAAAGGAAGCCAUUUUCUUUCAGAUUUAGGAAAAGCAGCCACAUGCAGAUUUAACUAGCAGUUAGUUGGUGGAUGGUGCUAAUCUUUCAGUUUGAGUCACUUUAUGAACAUGACCCCAAACCAAAGGAGUCGCUUUAAAUUUGGCAUUUGAUCCAUUUGAGUCGUUAUAAAUGACUCAAACUUUAUUGACCACCCAACAAGCUGCUCUGAUUAGGAGAAGUUGCACCUUUGGGGGUUUACCAGAUGAUUAAAGGAUAAAAAAACGAUUUCUGUUACAAAAAUAAUGAAUCUAAAUUCAGACGUUGCUGCUUUUUGUUUAUUAUCCUCGCAAAAUAUAAGAUAGAUUUACAUCUUUAGGCUUUGAACUUGGUUAUAAAAACUCAGUUUGGGAAUCUCAAAUGUUGAGAUACUACUUCUAGCAACUUUAGCUACAAUGCUAAUGAAGCUAUACUGCACAGACCAAUGCAACUGACAGAAAAAGACCCUGUUUUUCUGCUUUAAUGUGAAUGCCUUAACGGGUCUUUUCCAUAUUAAACAUCCAUACGCGGUUUAAGUACCACUAGCAAGGUGCUGGUAUCAUUUGAUAUGUGGCUGUUAAAUGUUUCCUCUGUAGAUGGGUAGCUGGUAAAAUAUUGUAGGCAGCAAGUGGAGUUUGGAAUCUAUAGACUUUGCCCAAGAAAGCUGUGUGUGCAUCAAGACCUCAGCUUUUUUUUGUAUCUCUCACAGUAGACGGAACAUCCCAGAAAUACAAUCGGCCUCACUUUCAAAAAAAAAGGAGAAGAAGAUCCAGCACCCCGGUGUCUUAGAUUUUCGAAAGUCAUUUGACACACCAUGGAUAAGUUUGGAUCCUGUUACUUUUUUCCCGGAGUCCUUUUCAUGUUUUUUUUUUUUUUUAUGUCAGCUCUGUUACAGCAGUUUUAUGUGUAGCAGCUUUAAAAGUCCUACUUGCUCAGUUACCCCACGUGAUAUGAGAAAACAGACCCAUUUCAGUGGUUUUUUUUGUGUAUCAGCCCAUACUGUAAUGAUGAUGUCAUGGCAACAGAUUAUUGCCAGAUAACUAUGUGAUAAAGUUUAUUUUGGAACAAUAAGGUUGUGUGGCAGACAGCGGUUAAAGAAGACAUUUUGUUACCAGAAGGUUGUGGGUUUAAAUCCAGAAAUGAAAGAGGGUACAUUUGUCUCUGUAGCAUUUGCCAAGGUGCCUUUGAGUGUGGGACUUAAAGAACCAGUGUUCAAGAUUAAGGGGAAUCAUUAUUAACUUUGUAGUAUGUUUCAUUUUGUCAAUUAUCCCCUGAAACUGGAAAUAUGUUUUUGUCACCUUGGAAUGAGCUUCUAUGUCUGCAGAGGGAUUGCUCCUCUCUUACACAGUCAGACAUGUUUUUACAGUAGCCCUGAAUGGACAAAUCAACAUAUAUCUUGAGAGAGGGCCUUCAGUAAGUGUUUGAGGAACCAUCAGCCGGUUGUCAUUUGCAACCUCAACACAUAAUACCACUUAAUCUUACAAACUGCUUCUUUAACCCACCGGUGUUCCAAGACUUGCGGUUGUACCAGACUGCUGCCAGGUAUCAGUGUGAUGGUGUUUGUAAGUGUAGAGCAAAAUCUUUGAUCUUUACUUGUGUAAUUCUGGUACUGAUAGGGAACUUGAAGUAGAGUGUUGGAUCUGACUUUGUCUAACUCUUCGGCCACUAUCUGCCUGCAUGCUGACAGACAUUUUCCGCACGUCUCCAAGUUAGCAACAACAUUUGUGUUAAUUUAGAGCUUUACUCUCUAAAUAUGUUAUACUUUGAUUUAAAGGUCACAUAUAAAUACACUUUACCAUAGUUUUCUAACACUAGUGUGUCCCUAGCCUGUCUACAAACCUCCACUUUUCAGAAAAUGUGUGCUCAAACAAGCUGUUUGAAGAUGUUCCCUUUGUGACAACACAAAGGGCAGUAACCCCUCCCCCAGGUGGGUAACAAUCCAACAGCUACGCGACUGUCCUGCCCUGUGAGUCUGCCUUUCCAACAUAAACAAUUGGGCAUGGAGCAAGAAAGCCCAAGCCACUUUAUCUUCGCGAGAGAGGGGUGUGGUCAGACACAGCUUACUUGUAUUUAAAGCUACAGAAGCAGCCUGUUCUGAGCAUGGCUGAAAUAGAGGGGUUUAUAAUUAUGAUACAAUACAAGUUCAAAAUUGAUUUUUUUUUU